Molecule: messenger RNA, 2676 nt
Organism: Orycteropus afer afer
Lineage: Eukaryota; Metazoa; Chordata; Mammalia; Tubulidentata; Orycteropodidae
Source: RefSeq, a predicted model, not a curated record
AUGGAGGCCUUCCAUCAUUCAACAUUUAGGAACAAGGACUAUCAACAAUUUUGUUCUUUACCUUCAGUCUUAUGUUUUGAAGUGGAUACUUCUCAAGAAAAAUUAGAAAGCAUGUCAGAAGCAGAUGCCGUGGAUGUCAGCAGUCUUUCUCAAGACUUAACUUACUCAGAUUCUCCCUCCUGUAUGGAAACCAUCAAUACAGCUUCAGGCGUGCCUCAGAAUGAAAUAAAUAUAAACGGGGAAAAUGAGUCUAAAACUACACUUUCUGAAGAUAUUUUUAACACACUAGACAAUUUGAUAGGUGAUGCCAACAUUGAAAACUACUCACAGAAUGUAGUUCUACAAAUUGACACCCGAAUUUCUUCUUUGAAACAAUUUGAACCUAUUUGCAAAUUUCAUCGGAUAGAAGCCUUUAAUGAUGAAAUGAUAACAUUUCAAAGUGCUAUGGAAGGUUUACCUUACACAGAGAAGCCAGAAUUACAAAGUCACAUGUGUAAUUAUGACAAAGACAGCAAUAUAAACAAAGAUUUGUAUGAGGAAGAAAAUCCAGGGGGAAUGAGCAUUUCCACAAAUAAAGACCUACUUGCUAAUGAGUUUGUCAGUGAACCUUCUAGAAGUCUGCCUCUAAUGCACUGCUGUGGAGAGAAACUGAGUUUCAUGGAAAAAUCACAGGCUCAAAGUACUGCCAAGGAACCUGCUCCCAAUUUUAUUCGACAUCAAAACUUCUUAUGUUCAACUGCAGUUGCACCAAAUGAAAUACAGAACUAUGGGGAGACUCCUGAGGCAAUUUGUUACCAAAAUGAGGUCAGAGUGGGGGACGAGGAAAGUACAGAGAUUUUCUCAACUUGGUCCCCUGGAGACAUUUCCUGGAGUGGUGGAGGAUCCAAUGCUUAUCUCAAGACCUUUGACCCGGAGCAACGCUUUGAAAGCUUACAACCUCUGGCAGAAGAUACAGCUUUAAAUGAAGUCAUAGGGAAAUUAAAACAUAUCAACAAACAGCAACAAACUCGAAUCCAAGACCUACAGUGUCGUAACACAUAUUUAGAGAUGAAGGUUAAAGAAUUACAGAUGAAUAUUACCAGAAAGCAAGUGUUGAGUGACAUCUUUAAUAAGCUACAAGAGCAUAUCGAAAAAUUAAUUGAAGACAAAUACAAAGUAAUCCUAGAGAAGAGUGAUUCUGACAGAACAUUGAAAAAUGUGCAAGCGAUUUUAUCUAACACGCAAAAACAUCUUCAAAAAUCUAGAAAGGAAAAUACAACUUUACAGCAAGAGCUUAAGAAGAUCAAGGUGAACUAUGUUCAUCUACAGGAAAGAUACAGGACAGAAAUUCAGCAAAAAAAUAAAUAUAUAAGUCAGUGCAUCGAGAUGGACAAAACCUUAAAUAAGAAAGAAGAGGAAACAGAGAGACUGCAGCAAGUCAAAGCAGGAUUGGAAACGACCACUGCUUCCACUCUGGACUUGUUGAAAAGGGAAAAAGAGACCAGAGGACAAGAACUCCUGUCUUUACAGGAGGAAUUCCAGAAACAUGAGAAGCAAAACCUUCAAGAAAGACAGAAGCUGAAAUCUCGUAUUGAUACAUUGAUUGCUCAAGUUAAAAAAUUGCAAUUUAUCUCUGAAAAUGAAAGGGCGAAGAAUAUUAAACUUCAGCAGCAGAUCUAUGAAGUGAAAACUGAAAAUGCAAAACUGCAGCAGCAGGUUACAAAGUGUAAAGAGCAAAAUUACAUCCCUAAACUUGAGAUAAUUGAGUUAAAGGAGCAAUCAGAGGAGGUUAUGGAGCCGUAUAUUACAAAGGAUCUAAAGAUGAUACAUCCUAAUUUGUUUCUGAACUGUUCACCUUGUGAAGAAGAGAGCCUAAGUUCUCCUGAUGAGGAAAAAACUCAGCUGGCCCCCAAAAUUCACAAUCUGCUGACUCUGAUGGUAGGACUUCUCACAUGCCAGGACAUCACCCAUCCUGGUACUGAACAUUUCAAAGACAGUGAAAAAAUUAGUGAAAUAAUGCUGCAAAGAUUGAAGUCCUUCUAUAUUAAAAAGAAAAACUUACACAAAGAGCUACUGAAACAUACAGCCAGAAUCACAAUGAUUAGAGAGUUAAUUGCUAGUGAAAAAUCAUUUCAAGAUCAGGUUAUUGAGGCCGCAGACUUUGAUUCAAAUGAAGCCAAGAAUGUCGAUGAUAUACCUACCUUACUAGGAGCCAAACUUGAUAAAUACCACAAUCUAAAUGAAGAGCUUGAUUUCAUGAUUGCAAAAUUGGGGAAUCUUCUAGAGUCAAAAGAAGACCAUUGCAACAGACUCAUUGAAGAAAAUGACAAGUAUCACAGACAUGUAGGCACCUUAAUAAAUAAGGUUACAUCAUAUGAAGAAAUUAUCAAGUGUGCCGACCAAAGGCUUGAGAUAUCCCACUCCCAGAUUGCACAAUUCUCAAACAGCAGACCAUUCAUCAAGGAUUUUGUAUCCAAGCCCAAAAGUUUGUUACCCAAGAUGAUGAAGACUGACAUGGAUGCAGCUGAUGCUGCAAAUCAGGGGGAACUGGAGGAAAACACACGACUUAUUAAUCAAGUGUUAGAACUCCUACACACACUUGAAGAUCUCUCUGCAAGAGUAGAUGCAGUUAAGGAAGAAAAUCUAAAGCUAAAAUCAGAAAACCAAGUUCUUGGACACUAUAUAGUCAGCAUCUAA